AUCAAACCUCGACUACUUCAAUGGCAAAUUCGUAAUUCCAUCCAGAUCCAAGCCCAAAUCCCAUAAAUCCCUCCCCAUUUCACCAUCAUCAUUACCACCACACAAACUCUCGAACACUCCCACAACUCCACUUCCAGACCUCAAAAUGUCCCUCCUCCCUCUCUUCCUCGCCGUCUCCGCCGCGACCCUCGUCAGCGCCACCGACCACAUCGUCGGCGGCCACCUUGGCUGGAACCCCAACAUUAACUACACCCUCUGGUCCAACAACCAGACCUUCUUCCUCAACGAUCUCAUCUCAUUCAGGUACAUGAAGAACAUGUACAACGUCUUCGAGGUGAACCAGACCGGCUACGACAACUGCACGCUCUCCGGCGUCGCCGGGAACUGGAGCUCCGGCAAGGAUUUCAUCCUUCUCAAUCGAACAGGUACGUACUACUUUAUUUGUGGCAAUGGUUUCUGCCUCAAUGGGAUGAAGGUUUCCGUCCGUGUCCGUUCGUUGCCGGUGAACUCGACCUCGCCGGAGACGACGGGGAAGACCGGAAAGCAUGCAUCGGAGGCGGCGAUGGUGAUUCCGUCGAUGAUGAUGGCGGUGCUUUUAGCGAUUUGGAUGGGUUUUGGUGAGAUUUGAGAGGGAUUUGGCGAGUUAGGGUUCUUGAUUUUUUUGUGAAUUUUCUACUUGAUUUAGUGAAUGGACGGUUGAGAUUGCGUUGA
Molecule: messenger RNA, 711 nt
Organism: Dioscorea cayenensis subsp. rotundata (Guinea yam)
Lineage: Eukaryota; Viridiplantae; Streptophyta; Magnoliopsida; Dioscoreales; Dioscoreaceae
Product: lamin-like protein
Exons: 2
Coding region: 146-628 (160 amino acids)
Cellular component (GO): plasma membrane
Molecular function (GO): electron transfer activity
Source: RefSeq, a predicted model, not a curated record